Messenger RNA from Trichomycterus rosablanca, 610 nucleotides. It is a transcript of the gene npm2a, whose product is annotated as nucleophosmin/nucleoplasmin, 2a. Gene Ontology annotation, molecular function: RNA binding; histone binding; chromatin binding. Gene Ontology annotation, biological process: chromatin remodeling; positive regulation of DNA replication. Bases 100 to 555 code for a protein of 151 amino acids. Lineage: Eukaryota; Metazoa; Chordata; Actinopteri; Siluriformes; Trichomycteridae. The transcript has 6 exons. The record is from RefSeq and is a predicted model, not a curated record. Gene Ontology annotation, cellular component: nucleoplasm; nucleolus; cytoplasm.
CAGGUCUGUCACCUGACGGUCAUUACUGAACGGUUUGUUUUCACUCAGCGUCUCACAGUUUGAUUUCACCUCGUCUGUUCCCUGUGAGGCCUGGCUGAAAUGACCACCUGCAUCACUGAGGAUGUCUCCAUAACGUCAGCUGGACUGUCGGAUGUAACCAGUUCAUCUUCCAUUUCUGAUAGAGUCUGUGUACACUGGGGAUGUGAGCUCAGUUCUGCUCAGACUACAGUUGUAUUUAAGGCUGAGGAUGAUCUACUGGAGAAUCAAUUCUUUAUCAAAACGAUAUGCCUUAGUGCAGAGGCAGGCAAAGAAAUGCAUGUAGUCGCUGUAUCUGAUGGUGUUGGAGACUCCAAGCCUGUCCCGAUUGCUACCUUAAGUCACUGUAUGCCCAUGGUCAGUUUCCCAGCCUUGGAGCUUAUUCCACCUGUUACCUUCAGUCUGUGUGCAGGAAAAGGGCCGAUAUUCAUCUCAGGUCAACAUAUCACAUUAAAUCCCACUGAAAUAACUGAGGAUGAGGAUGGAGAAGGCUUGGAGGAUGAAGAUUUAGCAGACUGAAUUAAAUGUGGAUAAAUCCGACAGGUUCCAAGAUGAUAAAUGCUGUAUCUGCUUA